This is a messenger RNA of Rangifer tarandus platyrhynchus (Svalbard reindeer), 462 nucleotides long. Lineage: Eukaryota; Metazoa; Chordata; Mammalia; Artiodactyla; Cervidae. The record is from the annotation of a GenBank genome assembly.
AUGAGGCGGGAGCCGGCGGCCGCCUCCUGGUUCUCCACCUCCUCCUCCUCCUCCUCUUCGCCUUCCUCCGGCUCGGGCGCCCCGGGCUCCGGCCGGGCUGUGGCUCUGCUGCGUGCCCCGCGCGCCCCCCCGCCCGCCUCCGGAUGCGCUGCUGGCCACAUAUCGGCUUCCAUGCUGUUCCUGAAACCCUCACAGCUGCCCGCAGCCCUGUCACUCUCCAGGAGCCCACGGGACCUGGGGGCUGGGGAUAGACACAGUCUGGCCCCACUCCCCAGACCCCAGCUCCACCGACUCUGCUGGACUCCGAGGGAGCGCAAGGUAGCCUCUGACUGCGGCCCUCGCUGCCCAGCCAUCGUGGCCUCCGGCCAACAGGAAAUGGAGCGGGCAGUGUCCCAGCCUGAUUCACUGAGCCGUGGGUCUCCCUGCGCCUCUGCAAGCGCAUUCAAGCUGCUCCUGGCCUAA